Messenger RNA from Cicer arietinum (chickpea), 2054 nucleotides. RefSeq names its product probable methyltransferase At1g29790. Gene Ontology annotation, molecular function: methyltransferase activity. NCBI's taxonomy places the organism in Eukaryota, Viridiplantae, Streptophyta, Magnoliopsida, Fabales, Fabaceae. The record is from RefSeq and is a predicted model, not a curated record.
CUUGCAAUCCAAGAAUUCCCACCAAUAAAACUGGAUCGGAACAUUUUUAAGUAUUUUUACUGCCUACAUUUCUUCGGAUCACGGAAGAAUCAUGUGCUAUGAUUCAUUGUUUAUUCACCACUUGAGUUUGUUGACCAUUUUAAAGUAUUCUAUAAUACAUUAAUUCCACUCGUCAAUUGAGUACUAUUUUUCAUUCCAUUUUGAAUGAAAAAAUCCAAUUGCAUUUCAUCAACAUCAAUACUUCACAUAGGCAGGCUAAUGAAGCAAACUACGCCUUCUCGUCCUUUCUUUUCUGGGAUCUUGACUAGUUCGUCUACAGACCAAAAAGAAAAAAGAUCUGCAAUUUAAGCCGGAUAUCAUUGUUUUUUAUGUAUUCGUGAUUCUAAGACAACUUGAAUUGGUUAUGCAUCAACUAUAUUUGGUCAUAAUUUCAAACAUCGUGUCGUGACAACCUGCAGAACAAUGUUUAAUUUUUAAAUUUUUUUUUGUCAUCACGAGAAGAGAGUUCUCAAUGGGGAGAUCAUGUCUUCACAAAUGCAAACCUAUGAGAGUAAUGGGUUGGCUACAAAUUAUCUUGGGAGGAUUGGUAAUCUUAGUAAGUUUAUUGAGCCUAACUAGAUUCUACUAUGCUGGAUUUUUUCUUCAAAAUGAUGACAUAUGCAAAUAUUUGUAUACUAUAAAUGAUAUACAUGAGGGUGGUUUUGAUGCCAAAGCACUUUCUGAUAGAGUUGGAGAAGUAUUAGAUAUGUUGGAAACUUUGCAAGGUAAGCUUGAGUCAAAAUCACAAGAAUUGGAGAAAAACAAGGGCAUAACCUUAAACAACAAGUUUUUAGAGGAGGAAAUAGUUAGGCCUCUUCAUAGAGCUAAUGUUGCUUUGAGACAGAUUAGGCUUCCAAAGAUUGAAGGUAACAACUCCAUAGUAAAAGAAGAUCCUUUGAUUAAUUUUUUUGUCACUGAGGAGAUAAGAAAGUACAUAACCCCAAAGGAGAAUAGGGUUGGUAAGAUUAAUCUAUAUGGGUCAGACAAGGUUUACAACACAAUAGGACAUUCAUGUGUUUUGCAUAAGAAAGAGGUAGAAAAGUACAUGGACUAUGACAUUGGUUCCUAUUGUGAUGAUGAUUGGAAUUUAGCCCAAAAGCUUAUGCUUAAUGGUUGUGAUCCUUUGCCUAGAAGAAGGUGUUUAACAAGGGCUUCAAAAGUUUACAAUAAACCUUAUCCUAUCAAUGAGUCACUAUGGAGAUUACCAGAUGAAAGAAAUGUGAGGUGGGGGAAUUACCAAUGUAGGAAUUUUGAUUGCUUAUCAAGCAAGAAUCCAAAAAGGGGUUACUCAAAAUGUACAGGAUGUUUUGAAAUGGAAAAGGAAAAGGUGAAAUGGGUUUCUAAUAGUUCACUUUUUGCAGAGUUUUUGAUCAUUGAUGUUUUGAAAAUUAAGCCUGGUGAGAUAAGGAUUGGACUAGACUAUGGAAUUGGAACUGGCACAUUUGCUGCAAGGAUGAGGGAAAAUAAUGUAACAAUUGUAUCAACUGCUUUGAACCUUGGUGCUCCUUUUAAUGAAAUGAUAGCUCUAAGGGGUUUGAUUCCUUUAUAUGUUACAUUAAAUCAAAGGCUUCCAUUCUUUGAUAACAUUAUGGAUUUGAUUCAUACCACUGGAUUUAUGGAUGGUUGGAUUGAUUUGCUAUUGUUAGACUUUAUAUUGUAUGAUUGGGAUAGAAUUCUAAGACCAGGUGGUUUACUAUGGAUAGAUAAGUUCUUUUGUAAUAGAAAGGAUUUGGAUGACUAUAUGUAUAUGUUUCUUCAACUUAGGUACAAGAAACACAAGUGGGUUAUUUCACAGAAGUCAAAGGAUGAAGUAUAUCUAUCUGCAUUGCUGGAAAAACCUCCCAGAGCCAUAUGAACAUAAUCAAAUUUAUGUUUCUUUUUAUUCUAUAUCUAUCAUUUUAUUAAUCAAAUUUAUGUUUCUUUUCAUUCUAUAUCUAUCAUUUUAUUAAUGUACUGAUUCGAAGUUAUAAUUUCGUAUCUUACAUCAAUAAUAUUACGAUUAAUUGGUCCCUUCA